Molecule: messenger RNA, 1044 nt
Organism: Rhagoletis zephyria (snowberry fruit fly)
Lineage: Eukaryota; Metazoa; Arthropoda; Insecta; Diptera; Tephritidae
Source: RefSeq, a predicted model, not a curated record
AUGAUCGACCAAGUACUUCAACAAUACGAGUACAUCAAGUACAUGGUUGGCCACGUUCCAUCAGACUUGACGACGGAGAACAUGUCAGAUCUGAUUCAUAUGCAAAAAGAAAAGGAAAGAGAACGCUUCCUUCGAUAUCUGUUUCUGACGGAAAGUCGAAAGCUCAAAGACCGUCAAAAGAAAGCUGAAAAAUCAGCGCAAUACCAACAGUUCAAUGAGCAAAGGUCGGAGCGAACUUUUGGCAUUUUUGAUGAGCAUGGCGAGCUGAGUUAUCGUCUUUGGGGGAACACACUGAUGUCACGAAUCAAUGCUCGUUGCAUUUCUCACUUACGAACCGAACCAAAGCUUCGCUACGCCUCGCUUUUUGGCCAGAAGCUAAUUAUUGAUCUUGACUACGAUGAACUAAUGACCCUAAGUGAAUGUCGCAUUCAAGUGCGCCACAUUGUCAUGAUGAUGGUGAACAAUCUGAGCUACAGUGAGCCGUACGAUAUUUACUUCACCAAUUGCGACCACACUAAACCGACUAUGAAAAGCUUAGAGAAGUACUACGAGACGACACCUUUUUCACAACUGGCUUUCGAUGAUCAUUUUCUUAGCAAAAGCUACCUGGAUGCUUUUAACAAGGACCAGCUGGUGUACUUGACACCGAACGCAACCGAAAAGAUGCAAGAGUAUAAUCACGAUGAUAUUUACAUUGUCGGAGGGUUCCUCGAUAAAAGUUGCCUUAACAAGCCAGCCAGUCAUAUGAAGGCAACUCGUGAGGGAAUACGGCAGUACCGCCUUCCGCUAGAUGAGCACGUUGUAUGGGGCUCAGGGUCAUCAAAGCAUCUAUGCAUCAUGCACAUGGUUGGAAUACUGAACAGCCUCAAAGAAGGCAAUGACUGGUCAACGACGCUGCAGACUAAUAUUCCCAAGCGAAAGCUGAAAGACAAUGAAGUAGUGCUGCGGGAAGAAGAAAAGAGGCGCGUCGCCUACUUGCGAAGAAAACUGUCAAUUGAAAAGGAUAACUUUAAUUUGAGUAAACUCCAGCAGCAGUUGCUGUGA